Messenger RNA from Neohortaea acidophila, 1770 nucleotides. Its product is annotated as ferric reductase NAD binding domain-containing protein. Lineage: Eukaryota; Fungi; Ascomycota; Dothideomycetes; Mycosphaerellales; Teratosphaeriaceae. The record is from RefSeq and is a predicted model, not a curated record. The transcript is spliced from 2 exons. Gene Ontology annotation, biological process: iron ion transport; copper ion import; intracellular iron ion homeostasis. Gene Ontology annotation, cellular component: plasma membrane. Bases 1 to 1770 code for a protein of 589 amino acids. Gene Ontology annotation, molecular function: ferric-chelate reductase activity.
AUGGCCUGGCCCUACCAUUUUGUCGACUUGACGGAGGCGCAGAAGCAGCAGCGCCGACAAAAUCUCGACUUCUACGCCAUCGUUGCGCAGCUAUCUGCUCUCGCUCCACUACUCGCUAUCCAAUGCUACUUCCUCUGUUCCAAGCUGGCGAAUCGGAGUCGUGUGGACGAGGAUGUCCCCAGUUCUCCGCACCUCAAGAACGGACGACAUGGAGAACGUAGUGGGCUUUCCAAUGCGCGGUUAAUCUGGAGGAAACUUGCGUGGCGAUGUGGUGAGCCCGUGGAUGCUGCCGGUGGCUAUCUGGGACGAAGAGGGGAGGUAUCGGCUGCGGCAGUUUGGCUGGUCUAUCUACUGGUGCUUUGCUUCCCUCGAACGGGCGAUGACUACCUGCAUUUGACCAAGCGUUUCGGCAUCGUGGCGGCCUCCCAGCUACCCCUUCACUAUCUCCUGGCCAUCAAAUCACCCUACUCGCCCAUCACCCUUAUGACGGGCUGCACUCACGAGCGGCUGAACAUCAUCCACCAGCUGCUCGGCCGCAUCAUCACGAUCCUACUGCUUCUCCAUGCUUCCUUUUACCUCAACUUCUACGUCCGAUCCGGUCUACUAGCGGCCAAAGUCCAGGAAGCAUAUGUCGUCUGCGGCAUCGUUGCAAUCAUCAGUUUCGUGGUCAUCGGGACGACCACCCUGGCCCCCAUCCGGAAGAGGAGCUACCGAGCAUUUUACAUCAUUCACGUUACACUAUCGGCGGUGCUGUUGCCGAUAUUAUGGUUUCACGUCAGUCACAUCCGAGUCUUCGUGUAUGAAGCAGCGGCUGUAUACGCCCUGAAUGUCGGACUGCGCAUGCUCGACUCGAAGCAGCAAAGCGGAAGUCUCCGAGUGAUUCCCAACUCGAGCCUGGUCGAGCUAUCCGUGGACAACACUCGCCUCUCGGGAAAGAAGUGGCUGCGCGAAUGGCGCCCGGGGCAACAUGGUUAUAUCGCCCUCGUUGAUGGCAAUGUCCCAUACGCGCUGCGAAGAAAUCCCUUUUCGGUGGUGUCAGUCCCGGCCAUUGAUGGCCACCUGCGAUUUGUGGCUCGUAUUUUGAGUGGGAACACGACACGACUUGCACACCAAGCCAAGCUGGGCCAGACAAAUCACCGCGUACACAUCGAGGGGCCGUACGGAACGGGAAAUCACAUCGAUACCCUGCUCCAAUACGAUCGCAUACUACUGGUUGCCGGCGGAGUCGGAGCGACCUUUAUCUUGCCACUGUACCAGCAGCUACUCUCCGACCUCAGCCCAAGCAAAGGGAGCUACCGCAGACAAAAGGCGACUUUUGUGUGGAUCGCACGGUCCAUGGCAGAUGUGACUUGGGCGCUGCCCGAAUCCACUACAGCAAGGGAAGGCUUCGCGGAGAGGCUGAAGAUCUACUUGACGGGGAACGUCACCAACGACGCGGAGAUAGGGGACUCGAGAUAUGCGAUUAGGGAGAGGGUGGAAGAAGGAAGGGCAGUGUACGCCGAGAAUCAAGAGGGCAUUGAAUUAGAAGAGCGCAAGGGCCUUCUGGGAGAAGAAAAAGUCGAGUCGGGCGGAGGAGAUGUACAGAUCUACGCGGGGCGGCCGGAUCUUAGGAGGCUCGUUGACCGCACAUUCUCGCACCGCGACUCGGAGCGCGUGGCAGUGGUGGUAUGUGGACCCGGUGGCCUCAAUCGCGGUCUACGAAGGGAAGUUGGAAGAUGGGCGGCGAAGGGUAGAGCGGUGUGGUUUUGGGAGGAGCAUUUUGCGCUUUGA